GCGGGGUUUGUCUGACAUCCAUCUGAAUGUAGCUGGAAGCUUCCCGGUUCCGCUCCUGACAACCCUGGACGGAUUCGUGUCGACUGCCCAGAGUCCGCGAAUUCAAGUCCGCUGUCUCCCGUGAUCAGCAAAUCUGUCGUUUCCGAAUAAUAAUAACACGAGGACGAGCCAGAAGCUCUGUUAAAACCAAGCCGGUGACCAGUGAGACUGACCACCCAACUCCCAUCAACAUGUCACUGCACCAGUUUCUGCUUGAGCCCAUCACCUGUCACGCCUGGAACCGGGACAGAACCCAGAUCGCCAUCAGUCCCAACAACCAUGAGGUUCACAUCUAUCAGAAGAGCGGUAACCAGUGGGUGAAGAGUCAUGAACUGAAGGAGCACAAUGGACACAUCACAGGUAUCGACUGGGCUCCUAAGUCCGACCGUAUCGUGACGUGCGGAGCGGACCGUAACGCCUACGUCUGGUCUCUGAAGGACGGCGUCUGGAAGCCCACGCUGGUCAUCCUGAGGAUCAACAGAGCUGCUACCUUCGUCAAGUGGUCUCCUCUGGAGAACAAGUUCGCUGUGGGCAGCGGCGCCAGACUCAUAUCAGUCUGCUACUUCGAGUCUGACAACGACUGGUGGGUGAGUAAGCACAUCAAGAAGCCGAUCCGUUCCACCGUCCUCAGUCUGGACUGGCAUCCGAACAACGUGCUGCUGGCGGCUGGAUCCUGUGACUUCAAAUGCAGGGUGUUCUCGGCCUACAUCAAGGAGGUGGAGGAGAAGCCGGGCCCCACCCCCUGGGGGUCCAAGAUGCCGUUUGGGGCGGUGCUGGCUGAGUUUGGGGGUGCUGGGGGGGGAGGAUGGGUCCACUCUGUGUCCUUCUCCUCCUCUGGUAACAGACUGGCCUGGGUCUCACACGACUCCACUGUUACUGUGGUGGACGGUACCAAGGGAUCCACUCCGUCUCAGCUGAAGACUGAGUUCCUCCCUCUGCUCAGUGUUCUCUUCAUCUCUGAGAACAGCGUGGUGGCAGCGGGUCAUGACUGUUGUCCCAUGCUGUUCCGUUGUGAUGACGGAGGGUCCCUGACGUUUGUCUCUAAGCUGGACCUUCCUAAAGCCUCCAUCACUAGAAACAUCUCCGCUAUGGAACGCUUCAGAAACAUGGACAAGAGGGCGACCACAGAGGACCGUAACACAGCCCUGGAGACACUGCACCAGAACUCUAUCACUCAAGUCUCUAUCUAUGAGGGAGACCAGAGGGACUGUCGUAAGUUCUGCACCACGGGCAUCGAUGGAGCGAUGACCAUCUGGGACUUCAAGAGUCUGGAGGCGUCCAUCCAGGGGCUGAGGAUCAUGUGAAGGACCAGCUAAACAACAACCCCCCCCCCCCUCGUUUCCCUGACAACCCCCCCCCGUUUCCCUGACAACCCCCCCCCCUCCAAGCGGCCAGUAACAGUCUGACCACGCUAAGAAGUAUCUGUUUAAAAAGCACUGACUACACACACACACAGACACCUCUACACACACACACACACACCCUCUCUGAGCUGACAUUACCGCUGAUUGUUUGUUUAUGUAAACGAAGGGUCAUAGGUCAACUUGACGACCCCGGGAUGUACCACAUUCCACAUCAGUGUAUGUUUUUCUAAUGUAAUAAUAACAACAACAGGUGUUUUGUGUCUAAAAUGACUUCGGCACUACAACACUAAGUCACCAUUGAAGAAUGUGCUGAGUCGCAAAUGUGACCAGAUAGUGCACUACUUUAGACCAGAGUCCUAUAGAACCCUAUUCCCUAUAUAGUGCACUACUUUAGACCAGAGUCCUAUAGCACACUAGUCCCUAUAUAGUGCACUACUUUAGACCAGAGUCCUAUAGCACACUAGUCCCUAUAUAGUGCACUACUUUAGACCAGAGUCCUAUAGCACACUAGUCCCUAUAUAGUGCACUACUUUAGACCAGAGUCCUAUAGCACACUAGUCCCUAUAUAGUGCACUACUUUAGACCAGAGUCCUAUAGCACACUAGUCCCUGUAUAGUGCACUACUUUAGACCAGAGUCCUAUAGCACACUAGUCCCUGUAUAGUGCACUACUUUAGACCAGAGUCCUAUAGCACACUAGUCCCUGUAUAGUGCACUACUUUAGACCAGAGUCCUAUAGCACACUAGUCCCUAUAUAGUGCACUACUUUAGACCAGAGUCCUAUAGCGGCUAUCCUCUGUGACGUGUCCCUAUGGGCCCAUGGUCAGAAAUAGUUCACUGUCAAGGACCCAGGGUGCUAUUUGGGAUGGUUCCUAUGUCAUCAGAUGGAGGAUGUACCUGUGAUGUGUCUAAUAAAGAAUCAAUCGACACUA
Molecule: messenger RNA, 2334 nt
Organism: Oncorhynchus masou masou (cherry salmon)
Lineage: Eukaryota; Metazoa; Chordata; Actinopteri; Salmoniformes; Salmonidae
Product: actin-related protein 2/3 complex subunit 1A
Exons: 10
Coding region: 231-1343 (370 amino acids)
Biological process (GO): Arp2/3 complex-mediated actin nucleation
Cellular component (GO): Arp2/3 protein complex; actin cytoskeleton
Molecular function (GO): actin filament binding
Source: RefSeq, a predicted model, not a curated record